ACCGCCCGCCCGAUAUAAAACACGGUCAGUUCCGAAAUCUACUAGUUUUACAAGUGCGCCCGACAACCUCACACUAUGGAGAAAAGCUUAGCAAACAAAGUUGUGGUCAUCACCGGCGGAGCCGAAGGUAUCGGCUACGAGGUCGCCGACAGAUAUCUAUCUAAAGGCGCCAAAUUAGUUUUCCUUCUCGACAUCAACGAGAAACUUGGAAAUGAAGCCGUCCAAAAACUAUCCGCCAAACAUGGAGCCAACAAGGUCAUAUUCAUGAAAUGCGACGUCACUUCAGACUUAGUACCUGUAUCGAAAAAGAUUUUCGAAAAUUACAAGGUCGACAUCCUUCUCAACAACGCUGGAAUACUCAACGACCGCUUGCUGAAGAAGACCAUCGACAUCAACGUGACAGGAGUUUGUGAAUGGGGCUUAGCCUUCUGGGACCACAUGAGGAAGGACAAGGGUGGAAACGGAGGUACCAUUCUGAACCUUGCCUCUAUCUACGGCUACAGAGUUGACCCAUUCUUACCUGUUUACCAAGCUUCGAAGUUCGCUGUAAUGGGAUUCACAAAGUCUCUGGGACACAAGGCCAACUACGAGAGGAGCGGUGUACGAGUACUGGCAAUGUGCCCUGGAUUUACUGAGACCAAACUGACGGCAGCGCCACAGGCCUGGGACAUGGGACAAGACAAAGAAUUCGAACAAUUCCUCAAAGCACAAGCUUGGCAGAAAGUGGAGUCAGUGGGCCAGGCUGCUGUGGAUAUCUUCGAAAACGGUGACAGUGGAACUGCCUGGCUGAUUGAGGGAGCAAGACCUAUUGUUGAAGUUGCUAAGUAAUUCAACAUUAUGAGGUUGUUGUGCAACACUACAUUCUGGUAAUUAUAAUUAAAUGUUGUUAUUUUGUUAAAAA
This is a messenger RNA of Spodoptera litura, 901 nucleotides long. Its product is annotated as 15-hydroxyprostaglandin dehydrogenase [NAD(+)]-like. Lineage: Eukaryota; Metazoa; Arthropoda; Insecta; Lepidoptera; Noctuidae. The record is from RefSeq and is a predicted model, not a curated record. Gene Ontology annotation, cellular component: cytoplasm. Gene Ontology annotation, molecular function: oxidoreductase activity, acting on the CH-OH group of donors, NAD or NADP as acceptor.